Molecule: messenger RNA, 1032 nt
Organism: Symbiodinium sp. CCMP2456
Lineage: Eukaryota; Dinophyceae; Suessiales; Symbiodiniaceae
Source: the annotation of a GenBank genome assembly
AUGAGCUCCAACGAUGGCCAAAGCUGGCUGAGCCAGCUUGUGUGUGCCACGGCCGCUUUGGGCGGGGUGGCCUGUGCUGCUGUUUUUGCAAGGCGAGCACAGAGGGUUUCCAAAGCUCGCGGACAUUUGCAGGCCCUGCUCAAUGCUUCAGCAGGGACAGAUGCCCGCAUUGUCAUAACUGGAGCAAGCAGUGGGAUUGGCCAAGAAAUGGCGCAACAGCUGCUUAGACAUCCUUCCGUGACCUUACUUCUGGGUUGCAGGGACAAGAAGAGGACUGAGGCCGUUUUUCGAAAGCUGAAGGAUCGCACCAAGGUCCACCGUUUGGACUUGCUCGACCCGGACUCUGUGCAGGCUUUUGCCGAUGAGGUGCAUUUGUUCCUGAGAGAGGGCCAGCCUGGACUUCGGAUGCUCGUAAACAAUGCGGGCGUUAUGCGGCCACCAGCGAGUGGGAAAGGUGAUGCCACCUGGCAGACGAACUUUCUGGGGCCCUUCCUCUUGACAGAAUUGCUGGCUCGUCUGCGAAGCAAAGAGCAACCCGAGCCUGUCAGGGUCGUGCAAGUCUCCAGCCGUCUCGAGAAGCGCUCUGAGCUCAACGCAGAGCUGCUUGAGGGAAUAGGUCGCGGAGAGGUGGGAGACCACGCCUAUGCAGACUCAAAGCGAGCGCUGAUGCUCUGGACAUCCACGCGGGCCCAGAGUUUGGCUUUCAAGGGCGGCCUUUACUGCCAUUGCUCCACACCUGGCAUGGUGGACACUGAGCUUGGCAGGUAUUCCGUGAGUCCGUGGCUGUGGCCGCUCACGAAGCCGCUCCGUAUGCUCCUCCUGCGAUCUCCUGCAGAGGGUGCUCUCGCGGCUGUGGCUGGUGGACUUCUUCCGCAGGCUACAACACGUUUCGGACGGUACAUGGAUGGCGAGGUGCAAUUGGAAGACUUGGUCCUGAGCCGUAUGGGCGAGAAGGCCCUAGCGACGGAUCUCGUGAAAUGGGCAUCUAAAGCCACAGCUUUGGAGCAGCGCGCGGAUGGCUACGACCGCUGA